Molecule: messenger RNA, 3762 nt
Organism: Lottia gigantea (owl limpet)
Lineage: Eukaryota; Metazoa; Mollusca; Gastropoda; Lottiidae
Exons: 21
Biological process (GO): cAMP biosynthetic process; adenylate cyclase-activating G protein-coupled receptor signaling pathway; intracellular signal transduction
Cellular component (GO): plasma membrane
Molecular function (GO): adenylate cyclase activity
Source: RefSeq, a predicted model, not a curated record
AUGGAAACCGCCAUGGAAAAUACGCCUAUGUUAAAGCGGGCUAAAAAGCCAAAAUUUUGUCGUAUUUUAAGUCGGUAUCAUUUCGAUUGUGACGAAUUAGAACGUUUGUAUAAUCGCUAUGUUUAUAAACUCCAACAGUCCAGUGUUGUGUAUAUGCUGGCUUUAUUUAUUGUACUAACAUUAUGCUUAUCUAUUCUCAAUUUUUUUUUCUCCAAAACUUUAACAGUGCUAGGCCUAUAUCUUUCAGUGCAAUGUGUCUUCUUUAUUAUAGUGUUUAUUUUUAUUCACACAAAAUUCAUGAAAGAAUCUCAUUUCUCGUUAAUAUGUUACAUUUUAUUGCUAUUUCUCAUUGGAUUUUCGAUAUUUUCUUUCCCGACGGAUUUCGGAAUAAUUCUGCCGGACAUGCCUCCAGUUCAUUACCAUCCUGCAGACGGUGUAUGGGAAACCGUUUACGUCAUAUUCAUGAUUUAUUCUUUAAUGCCUUUACGAACACUGAUAGCUGCAGUAAUUGGAAUAUUGUUACCUGUGGCACAUUUGGCGGUUUCGGCCUUCUUGGCUAACUACUUCCCCUCGUUGCUAUGGAGACAGUUGAUUGCAAAUGGUGUGUUGUUUUUGUGUGUAAACGUUGCUGGUAUAUUAAUACAUAACUUAACUGAGAGGUCGCAGAGAAAAACGUUCAUGGACACAAGAAAUUGCAUUGCUGCUAGACUGGAAAUUGAAGAUGAAAAUGAAAAACUGGAAAAGUUGUUGUUAAGUGUCCUUCCUCAGCAUGUUGCUAUAGAGAUGAAGAGGGAUAUGACCAACCCACAUCAUGGCCCCUUCCAUAAAAUAUACAUACAGAGACACGAUAAUGUCACGAUACUGUUUGCUGAUAUUGUUGGAUUUACUGUCCUAGCAUCUCAGUGUACUGCACAGGAAUUAGUUCGUAUUUUAAAUGAAUUAUUUGGGCGAUUUGAUCACCUUGCUAAGAACAAUAAUUGUUUACGUAUUAAGAUUCUAGGGGAUUGUUACUACUGUGUCAGUGGCUUACCGGAACCACAUUCUGACCAUGCCAAAUGUUGUGUUGAGAUGGGUCUAGACAUGAUUGAUGCCAUAGCAUCCGUGUGUGAAUCUACAGAUGUAAGAUUGAACAUGAGAGUUGGUCUGCAUACAGGAGCUGUUCUCUGUGGUGUUCUAGGCCUGAAACGCUGGCAGUAUGAUGUGUGGUCACAUGAUGUAACACUAGCCAAUCAGAUGGAAGCUGGUGGAUUGCCUGGUAUGGUCCAUAUUACUCAGACAACAUUAGAUCAUUUACAUGGGGAAUAUGAAGUCGAACCUGGUAAUGGUGGUGAUAGAAACACUUUUCUUAAACAACAUACCAUAGAGACCUUCUUUAUUAAAGCUAAACAUCCUAGAAGACAUAGCUCCCUUUUAUACAGAGACUGGGCAGGUUUACGACCAAAGAAAUUAUCUUUUAAAAAUGUUUCAAAUUGCGUAAUGAGAUUGAUGCAAGCAGUGAAAUUUAACGCAGAAAUUCCAUUUUCUAAUGUUUUAACACCAACACAAGAAGAAAAUAAAUCGUCUAAAUUAGUGAGUAUUUUUCGGAGAAUGACUUAUUUAUUUUACUCACGUUCUGAUAAAGUAACAAUUUUUAACCUCAAUACAAUUUUUUCUUUUACAUCCUCCAAUAAAAAUUGUAUUUACAGACAUUCACAAUUUCCACUACCAACGAAUCGUGUUAAUAAAUAUCUAGCUCAGGCUAUUACAGCCCGUUAUGUAGAACAAGAGAAAUCCAACCAUGUUAACUUCGUUACUCUCAGAUUUAAAACUUCUUUAAAAGAACAGAGGUACCAAGCAGCUGGUGAUUUUGCCUUCAGUGGAAGUAUGAUUUGUGCCAUGGUAAUGUUAAUUUGUAUCGCUGGAAUGCAGACAGUUAUAUUACCUAGAACCCUGCUGUUAUUGAUGAUGUUUCUUGCAACUUUUACCUGGAUUUCCAUAAUACUCAUAUUGAUUCUCAGUAUUAAUAUAAAGUGUACCUUAUUUGAUAUAAGAAGAUCGUCAUGUAUAAGAUUAUUUGUUAUGAUGACAACUAUUUUACUUAUCUAUGCAACAACUCAAAUCAAUGUCUUGUGUUGUAAGGGAGGCAAUUUCAUCAAUGUGUUGGCUAAUGUGACAUUUACUACAUCAAAAUCAGACAAUCAUUUAUCCUGUGAUAUACCUAAUUAUAUUUAUCUGAGUUGUAUUAUGGGUUAUAUAUCAAUCUCAAUAUUCCUCAAAUUAUCAGCUUUAAUUAAACUAUUCCUAAUGAUUUUAAUGGCUAGUGGAUAUAUAGUUCAGAUGGUUUUCACACACGAAAUGUUAUUCUUGGUCUUUGAUAAAAAGACAAACACCAUAGUACCUAGUAAUAUAAUUGGUAUAGUGGUAUUAAUUAUAUUUACUAUAACAUUAUAUAUACAAGGGAGGCAACAAGAAUGGACAUCGAGAUUAGAUUUCCUAUGGAAGGUUCAAGCUACAGAAGAGAAAAUUGAAAUGACAGAAUUACAAGUUAAUAAUAGAAAUAUUUUAUGUAAUAUGUUGCCGUCUCAUGUUGCUUCUCAUUUUGUUGAUAAUCAACGUGGAAACUUCAUGGACCUGUACAGUCAACAAUACAGUAAAGUUGGUGUUUUCUUUGCUUCAAUACCAAACUUCUCAGAAUUUUACACAGAACUGGAUGCCAAUAACCAAGGAGUAGAAUGUUUAAGAGUGUUAAAUGAAAUAAUUGCAGAUUUUGAUGAGUUAUUAAAUGCACCGCGAUUCAGGGCUAUUGAUAAAAUAAAGACUAUAGGAAGUUCGUAUAUGGCCGCUAUUGGACUGAUGCCCGAGUAUUUGAUUCAAGACAAUGAUACCUCUGUUACUCACUCACUGGCACUACUGGUGGAAUUCGCUUUUGGAAUGAAAGACAAGCUGAGAAUUAUAAACGAGAAUUCGUAUAAUCAUUUCGUUAUCAAAAUAGGCGUAAAUUUAGGUCCAGUAGUAGCUGGUGUUAUUGGUGCUAGAAAACCCCAGUAUGAUAUCUGGGGUAAUACUGUUAAUGUGGCUAGUAGAAUGGAGAGUACUGGUAAACCAGACCAUAUUCAGGUGACUGAAGAGGUAUAUGCAGCUUUAAAAGAUAUGUAUGACUUCAAAUGUCGAGGAAGAAUAACUGUGAAAGGGAAAGGAGAGAUGAUAACAUAUUUCCUCGUUGGAAGAAGAUCUGGAGGUAUGUUUCAGGACAAUCCGUCACCGCUUACACCAGAUAGUCCACGCUUCCCUCGACCACCAUCUCGAGAAGGGGCAAUAAUGAUCAGGCAAGGAAGUGGAGGCAACCUACGAGAAUUACAAAAGCAGGGUUCAUUGACUUCACAAGGACGAAUCCCUUCAAGUUAUACUGUUUUGGGGAUUGAACGUCAACCAAGUAUAGAUUCACAGCGAGGAAGCGGAGCCACCCCAACGAGCAGUCUAAACAAGAAACGUAAGAAUGGUACUGACAGUCCAAAGGAUCCAAAUCGUAAACCACACAGGAAGUUAAGUAACUCCUCUGUAACAAACUGUCUUGCAGCUGAUCAACCAACCACUCGAAUUGACUCCCCCGAACUUCCAGCAGUUCACUAUAUGAACGUCAAGAUGCAAAGUAACAAAAGUCCUGUUAUUCAAAAUUUUCUAUUUGAUGGAUUAAAGUGCGUUGACUCCAAGAAAGGAGAUAGUCCAGAAAUGAAGCCACCAGUUCCCAAGAUGACGAAAAGUAGUAGUGUCCCAGGGACAAAG